GAAUUACGUCAUCGCAUUUGCGGAAGGUGCGUUCGAGUUCAACCUCAGAUCAACAAAGUACUUGAGUGUCCUUAUAGCAACGGAAGAAGCAGCCAUAAUUUGGGACAUUGUGUGUUCUUUAGGCGCAAAUGACAACAGUUGCAGUUAAAGUGUGUGCAGACUUCAGUGACAGAAACUUCUGGAUCGCUCUGUUGCGUUGUAGAUGCUGCAGGCAGUCAGCGGGCGUCAUCGUUUCUCUGUUGUUGUGACGGCGCAAACCGAGCUAACCAUGGCAGUUCCAGUAGCUGCAUUACCACUGAACACAUCAUCCAGCCCGGGUCUGCUGGAGCACAACAUUCACAUCAGCGACAGAGAUUUGGGGAGGAUUUCAAGUGACAAUGACGUCGACACUCUGCCUUUACAUUCUUCAUGGACUUUCUGGCUCGAUAGAUCUUUACCGGGAACAACUGCAGCCGAAUGUGAAUCAAACCUGAAGAAAAUCUACACCGUGGAGACCGUCCAGAACUUCUGGAGAGUUUACAACAACAUACCCGGCGUCAACAGCUUGCCAUUGAGAUGUAGCUAUCAUCUGAUGAGAGGGGAAAGGAAACCACUUUGGGAAGAAGAAAGCAAUGCUAAAGGUGGUGUUUGGAAGAUGAAAGUACCCAAAGAAUGCACUCCUGUUGUGUGGAAGGAGUUGCUGCUGGCUACUAUUGGAGAACAGUUCAGUGAUUAUUGUGCCUCAGACGAUGAAGUAGUGGGGGUCAGUGUGAGUGUAAGAGACAGAGAAGAUGUGGUUCAGGUCUGGAAUGGAAACGCUUCUUGUGCUAACGAGUCAAAUAUCUUAGGAAGGAUCAACGAGCUCCUUCCACAAAUACCUUUUAAAGCAGUGUUUUACAAGCCACAUGAGGAGCACCAUGCUUUUGAAGGAGGUCGGAGACAUUAGCACAUCAGAACCCUCAAGAUAUACAUAUUUUUUGCUUAUGAACAUGUUUUGGAUACUAUUUCAGCACAUUUUGAUGCAAUUUGAAUUCUUAGUUGCUUAAUGUAUCAUCUUAAUUACCUCAAAAUGCAGCCCAUGAAUUUCGGAUUCUCAGUCAAUGGAAUAUACCAUCUUCUGAGCACUACUGUCAUUGAUAAUACUAUCCAAAAUACUUUUAUUUUAGACAAAAGCAAAAACAAUUUUAGUUUGAUUUUAUCUGUGGCCGUGUUUGUGUGUUUUUAUACUUCAACAUUUUGCAAAUUCUAAACCAAAACAGCAGAUCAUACAUGCACAUUUUUUUAGAUGUAUCAUAGCAUAUUUUGUGCAGUUUCCUGAUGACAAAUGAAGCUAGGUCUUUUAUUUAAAUCUCAUUUUUUUUAAUCUAAGAGGAGGCCUACUUCCACAAAGCAAACCUUUAUCUUAACAAUACAGUUCAAUGCUUUUCUAGUGAGCUCUUUUCUCUGUUUUGUAUGUUACAGCCAAAAUACUGUUGCCUAAAUAAAUUCUUAGUAUGCUGUAAUGCUAAUAUAUGAGCAAAAAAUUGCACAUUCUUUUUUAAUUUUCUUUUUUAGGAUAUGAGCAGAUUGUGAAAGGAAUACGUUCUUGUUAUAAUAAAAUGACCUCAGUGCACAAAUCUUCAUGAGUAGAUGCUGAGAAAUAUAUGCAAUCAUUUCUAUUCUGUAGAAUUUGCAGCAAAUUUGCAGUGUUGUGGUUGUCAUUUUGUUUGAGCAUUUGCCCCAAAUCAAGCACUUUGUUUCUUACUGUGUGUGUGAGUUGUGGGAACUGAAACCAAAUCCGUUUUGGUUUUUUGUCACAAUUUUUGUGAAAACGUUAAACCUGUUUCUGUUCAGUUGUUUUUCUCCUUUCAAUAGUAACUUGAGAUGUUUAGAUGACAAAGUUGAAAUGAUAUGUUUUCUAUGUAUUCAUAUGACUUGUAAAAUUGUGAAGCCUACCCUUUGUAGAUAACAUAAGCCCCAGGAAAAAUGAUGAAUAAACAGAAAACUGUCACAGAGUGACACCAGCAAAAACAGACGCCUUUAGGGACUGAUCACGGAAAGGUUUACUGUAUUUGUACAAAUCAUGGGUGUUGUUGUUGAUGAAGUGAUGCAAUCACUGCAGCAAAGUCGAAUCUGUAUAAAAGAAGUUUGUCGGAGAUGGUUUACGACUGCUCCACUGACAGAAAAAUCUAAGUGUUUUAAGAUUUUUUUUUUGUAGUAACGUAAAAGUCCAAAAUUGUAUCAUUCAAGAUCAUAAUCUCAUUAGGGACAUGUUGAAAUUUAGAAAAUUUAACCAUUAUACAUCUCACCAAAGCCACCGUUCCCCUUUGUUUGUGUGUGAGAGCGUAUGAGAGGGAGAGAGAUUGACUAGUCUCGGCUGCAUAGAGCACAGCAGAUUUUUUGAGCACUAGUACUACUUAGACGUUUGAGGUUAUUUCUAUGUAGCUGUAGAAUAUACAUUGAAAGACUGCUGCUAUGAUUUCCUAGUUAAAUCAAGUGUUUUUAGUAUUUAUAAUGCUGGUGUGUUGGCUUGGAUUUUCUGUUAAAGAAUAUUCACAAGGUGGAGUUAGGUUUCAGACCACCGACUUUGCCAAACUUGCUUUAUUUUCCCUUUAUUCCUCUGUUGUUCAUGUAAUAUAAGCACAUACUGUAGGAUAAGAGAAAACAAUUCCCUUGCACAUAUACAGUUGACCACUCACUUCAGAUCUCAGACUUUGUACCUGAUUGUUGAUCUUGGAUGGUGCCUUGUGUUUACCAGCAGUUUAGAAUGUCAUCUGUGUUCAGCAUGCUGAAAUUGUAUAUAGGCAUGUUUCUGUUAGUUUUACACGUGUUUGAGAAAUAAAGAUGCCUAAACCUUCACCACC
Molecule: messenger RNA, 2822 nt
Organism: Centropristis striata (black sea bass)
Lineage: Eukaryota; Metazoa; Chordata; Actinopteri; Perciformes; Serranidae
Product: eukaryotic translation initiation factor 4E type 3-like
Exons: 8
Coding region: 203-925 (240 amino acids)
Biological process (GO): translational initiation
Cellular component (GO): eukaryotic translation initiation factor 4F complex
Molecular function (GO): RNA 7-methylguanosine cap binding; translation initiation factor activity
Source: RefSeq, a predicted model, not a curated record